Molecule: messenger RNA, 1194 nt
Organism: Chlamydomonas reinhardtii
Lineage: Eukaryota; Viridiplantae; Chlorophyta; Chlorophyceae; Chlamydomonadales; Chlamydomonadaceae
Exons: 7
Coding region: 112-960 (282 amino acids)
Biological process (GO): proteasome assembly
Cellular component (GO): endoplasmic reticulum
Source: RefSeq, a predicted model, not a curated record
CCUUGCGAUACAACAACGAGAUAUACUAGUUCAGUCCACUCAACAAGACGCGCGAUUUCAGGAUCUGAUACUGCGAUUGUUUCAGCGGCUUAAACUGACCGCCCAGUAGCGAUGGAUAUCUUUGAGCAGGCGGAUGUGUUCACGCCCAGCCGGGCGGUUUUGCAAGAGGAGGAAGAGGCAGCAGCCCCGUCUGCGUCGGGGAAUUUGCGACCGGCUGUCUGCGUGUGGAACAAGUCCCGUGUGCGGGAGCUGUUCCCGGAGGGCCUUGCAUGUGACGUGCUGGUCAUUGCCACCUGCCCAACCUCGUGUGCACUGGUCCACGGGAUACCCGGCAAGCAGCUCAUUGGCUCGGUGCUUGCCCCCGGCGUGAGCCUGGCUGGUAUCUCCCUGGGGGCGGAGCCGCUGCCCUCCGACCGCGUGUGCGCCAUCUACGCACUCGGCAGCAGCAGCGGCAGCAGCAGGGUGCUGCUGGUGGCGUGUCAGUACGAGGUGGCGCGGGAGCGGGCGGUGGCGUGGUCGCGGGCGCUGCUGGGGCAGGUGGCGGCGGCGCACGUGCUGGUGCUUGGCGCCAUACCGGCAGAGCAGUUUCGGGGGCAAGGUGACGCCAGCCAGGAGGAGCUGCUGUUCCUGUUGCGCACACGAGCGGCAGCAGCAGCAGCAGCAGCAGUUGGGCGGCCAGCGGCGCCGCUGCUGCCCACCGGCACGGUGGUGGGCGGGCUGCCGGCGGCGCUGCUGUCGCACUGCCAGGUCCGGGACCAGUCGGCGGAGCUGCUGGUGGCUGUGGAGAUGGUGCUGGAGGGACGGGCGGCGCUGGUGGAGGCAAUGGCGGCGGCGCUGGCGGCGGUGCUGAGGGCGCGGGCCGUGGGCCACGCGGCGGAGGCGCUGGCAGGCGGCAGUGCCGUGGUGGCGGCGAGGGCCACGCUGGGGUUGGGGCCGGGGCCGUGCGACGUAUACGUUUAAGGGACAGCGGCAGGGUGGUUGUGGCAUUGCGUGUAGGGGCCUUUAGGCGUGGGUGGAGGAGCCUUGGAGCUUGAGACUGGCCGGCGGAGGGCUGCAGCAGGAGCGUCAUCCCGGUGGACUUGGUCCCUGACAGGACUGGGAUGCCGAGUGCAGGUCGUUCGGCAUCCUCAUCUGAGCCAGGUGUGCAAAGAUUGGCGUCCACGGCAUGUAUCGGUGCUGUAAAAUGCAGUUGGC